This is a messenger RNA of Nematocida major, 825 nucleotides long. RefSeq names its product protein KTI12. Bases 1 to 825 code for a protein of 274 amino acids. Lineage: Eukaryota; Fungi; Microsporidia. The record is from RefSeq and is a predicted model, not a curated record. The transcript has a single exon.
AUGCCCCUGUUUAUGCUCUCCGGCCUUCCGUCUCCGCAGAAAAAGGCUCUUUUUGAGUCUCUUCUUGCAGGCGUUCUUGGGCGGUACAAACAAGAGGAAACAGAGGAAAGUUGCGCUGAACGGGCGGGUGUGGACUCGGUACUGGUUGUGCUGCAGAACUCGGUCGGGGUUUCGGCCAAGGAGGAAACGGCCCGGCUGCGGUCUGUGAUACAGAACAGGCUCAGCAAGAGAGUUCUUGUGGUGAUAUACGCCCCUCUGCACAUAAAGGGCCUGCGGUACGAAAUCGCGUCUGUGGCCAAAAACAUGGGUAUAGACGCUGCGCACAUCUACUGCGCCUCCGCAUAUGGGGAGGGCGGAGACAUUUCGGCCAAAAGCGUUGAAGCCGUGUUUGGCAGCGCCUGCUCAGCUUGCGAGAUACACGUGGGAGGAGGCGCUGUAGAGGACUUUGCAGUGGUGUCUAGAGUGUUUGAGAAGCCUCGGAAGGCAGACAAGUGGGACUCCCCGUGCUUUACUGCAGACGCGGGCAACAUUGACGUGUGCGCAGAGGUGGCUCUGGAAAAGGUGUGGAGCAUACUGCACAAGACUGUGAAGGCGCGGACGUCUUCGAAAAGGCUCGUUUCCAGCCCCAUGAGCACGCAGUACUUCCAGCGAGUGAAGGAGUGCAUGGACGCAGUUCUUGAGGAAAAAAGAAAAACUGCGGACGUUCCCUUGAAGGUUGCGCGACAGUCGGAAGAGGACUUCAUAAGCUCAAUAAAGAUGUCUCCCCCGCCAGUGGAAAGGGUGCGGGAGAUAUACGCCUUUUUCCUGGACAAGUAUACGCAGUGA